This is a messenger RNA of Cyanidioschyzon merolae strain 10D, 2304 nucleotides long. RefSeq names its product vitamine B12-independent methionine synthase. The transcript has a single exon. The coding region runs from base 1 to 2304 and encodes 767 amino acids. The record is from RefSeq and is a predicted model, not a curated record. NCBI's taxonomy places the organism in Eukaryota, Rhodophyta, Bangiophyceae, Cyanidiales, Cyanidiaceae. Gene Ontology annotation, molecular function: zinc ion binding; 5-methyltetrahydropteroyltriglutamate-homocysteine S-methyltransferase activity.
AUGUCCAUCGCACAUACUCUAGGUUUUCCUCGCUUUGGCGCUCAUCGCGAACUCAAACAGGCACUGGAGCGCUUCUGGAGUGGCAAGAGCUCGCUCGCAGAGCUACUGGAGGCUGGAAAAGCGAUCCGCGCAGCGCAGUGGUCAGCGGAGUCGCACGCUGGACUUGACUUUGUCACCGUGAAUGACUUUUCCUUCUACGAUCAUGUUCUUGACGCGAGCGCUAUGCUGGGUGUCGUCCCGGCUCGCUUUCGGGACGCAAAAGCGGCUGAUGCAGACCUCGACGUUUACUUCCGAAUGGCGCGUGGACGAAGCCAAGCCGGGUCUUCCAAAGCUGACGUACCUGCUUGCGAAAUGACCAAGUGGUUUGAUACAAACUACCACUACAUCGUACCGGAGCUAGAGGAAAACCAGCACUUUGCGAUCUCGUCGCGGAAACUCUUCGACGAGAGCGCAGAGGCACUUGCUGCUGGAUAUAGGCCGAAGCCGGUCAUUCUUGGACCAUUGACGUUUCUGUGGCUCUCAAAGAGCGCUGGCAAGGAAUUUGAUCGCCUUUCGCUUCUGAGUCGUCUGGUGCCCGUGUAUGAGGAGGUUCUGCGAUCGUUGGACGCGCGCAUCGAAUGGAUCCAGCUGGACGAGCCGAUCCUGGCCCUGGACCUUCCCCAAGCGUGGCGGACGGCGUUCCCACAGACCUACCAAGCAUUGGCGCGUGCAACACAGAACCGCAAGCUGCUCGUGGCGACGUAUUUUGGAGGCAUUCUGGAAAAUCUCGAGAUCGCCACCGCACUGCCAGUGCAUGGACUGCAUAUCGACGCAGUGCGCGCACCGGACCAACUGGAUCAAGUCCACCAGCAAUGGCCUCGCGAACGCGUUCUCUCUGUCGGUAUGAUUGACGGACGCAAUAUCUGGCGCACGAACUUGAACGAGGCGCUGAAGAAGCUCCAGCCUAUCUACAAAGAGCGUGGCGAUCAGCUCUGGAUUGCACCAAGCUGUUCCCUGCUCCACACACCCGUAGACUUGAAUAAUGAGACUCGUCUUGAUGAAGAACUCAAGUCUUGGCUCGCCUUUGCCGUUCAGAAACUAGAAGAGACGCACAUCCUGAAGCAGGCGCUUGCAUCGGGCCCCGAUACCGUACGUGCAGCGCUCGACGCGAACGCCCAUGCGAUCGAGUCACGCCGCCGCUCGCCGCGCACGCGAAAUCCGCUGGUGCGGAAUCGCAUCGCGAAUAUCACGGAUGCCAUGAAGCGGAGAUCGCAGGCGUACGCGAUGCGUGCGCAGGCGCAGCGGGAAAAACUGAAGCUGCCGCUGCUUCCGACGACAACGAUCGGCUCGUUUCCUCAAACAGCAGAAAUCCGUUCUAUUCGACGACAGUAUAAGAGCGGCAAAAUUUCUGAGCAGGACUAUGUGAAAGCGAUGCGUCACGAGAUCGAGCAAGUUGUCCAGAAACAAACGGAGCUUGAUCUGGAUGUGCUGGUGCACGGUGAGCCCGAGCGUAACGACAUGGUUGAAUACUUUGGUGAGUUGCUCGAGGGGUUUGCCUUUACCCAGAACGGAUGGGUGCAGAGCUACGGCUCACGGGGCGUGAAACCACCGAUUAUCUAUGGGGAUGUUUCGCGCCCCGCUCCGAUGACCGUGGAGUGGAUUCGUUUUGCGCAGUCCCUGACAUCGCGCCCGAUGAAAGGCAUGUUAACAGGACCCGUUACCAUCCUGCAGUGGUCGUUUGUGCGUGAUGAUCAGCCGCGCUCGGACACCGCGUUCCAAAUCGCACUGGCGCUUCGGAACGAAGUGAGCGAUCUGGAGGCUGCGGGUAUUAACGUGAUUCAAAUCGAUGAACCGGCGCUGCGGGAAGGUCUACCUCUGAAGGCCUCUCAGCGUGACGCGUAUCUCAAAUGGGCCGUCGAUGCAUUCCGCCUCUCCUCUGGUGGCGCAGCCCCGAGCACGCAAAUUCACACUCACAUGUGCUACGCGGAAUUCAAUGAAAUCAUUGAAUCGAUCGCUGCGCUGGACGCGGAUGUGAUCUCCAUCGAGUCAUCUCGCUCGCGCAUGGAGCUGCUGGAAGUAUUCCAGCGCUUCGAAUACCCGAAUGAGAUCGGACCCGGCGUAUACGACAUUCACUCACCUCGUGUUCCGAGCAAGGAGGAAAUCAGCGAGCUCCUUCACGCAGCGGCGCGAUACAUCCCCGUGUCGCGGCUCUGGGUGAACCCUGACUGCGGUUUGAAAACGCGUGGCUGGCCCGAAGUCAUGGAGUCGCUCGCAAACAUGGUCGCAGUGGCCAAGGCUAUGCGCGCCGAAUAUGGGAAAGAGUAG